AUGCACACGGGGAAGGGAAGGGCGAGGGUUAGGUGGAGUUGGAGGAGGUUUGGAGGUGGUGGAGGUGGAGGAUUUGGUGGUGGUGCAGGAAAAGGUGGAGGGUUUGGAGCAGGAGGUGGUGUUGGUGUUGGUGUUGGUGGUGGUGCCAGGGGUGGAGUAGGUGGUGGUGCAGGUGGCGGAGGAGGAUUCAGAGGCGGUGAAGGUGGAGGAGUUUGUGGUGCUGCUGGAAAAAAUGGAGGGUUUGGAGCCGGAGGUGGUGUUGGUGGUGGUGCAGGGGGUGGAGUAGGUGGUGGAGGAGGUUUUGGAGGUGGUAAAGGUGGAGGAUUUGGUGGUGGUGCUGGAAAGGGUGGUGGGUUUGGAGCAGGAGGUGGUGUUGGUGGAGCUGCAGGUGGCGGAGGAGGUUUUGGAGGCGGUAAAGGUGGAGGAAUUGGUGGUGGUGCUGGAAAACGUGGAGGGUUUGGAGCUGGAGGUGGUGUUGGUGGUGGUGCAGGGAGUGGAGUAGGUGGUGGUGCAAGGGGUGGAGGAGGUUUUGGAGGCGGUGAAGGUGGAGGAGUUGGUGGUGGUGUUGGAAAAGGUGGAGGGGAUGGAGAAGGUUUUGGAGGUGGUAAAGGUGGAGGAGUUGGUAGUGGUGCUGGAAAGGGUGGUGGGUUCGGAGCAGGAGGUGGUGUUGGUAGAGGUGCAGGUGGCGGAGUUGGUGGAGGAGGGUUUGGCAGUGGUGGAGGUGGUGGUGUUGGCGGUGGGUCAGGUCAUGGUGGUGGACUUGGAGUAGGAGGAGGAGUAGGUGGAGGCAUUGGUGGAGGUGCAGGAGGCGGCGGCGGUGGCGGCGGCGGCGGUGGCGGUGGCGGUGGCGGUGGUGGUGGUGAAGGAGGUGGUGGAGUAGGAGGUGGCAUUGGAGGUGGAGCUGGAGGAGGUUCUGGACAUGGUGGUGGAUUUGGUGCUGGAGGAGGUGUAGGAGGUGGAGCAGGUGGAGGAGUUGGAGGCGGUGGAGGAUUCGGAGGAGGAGGUGGUGGUGGUGGAAACUAA
Molecule: messenger RNA, 1023 nt
Organism: Coffea eugenioides
Lineage: Eukaryota; Viridiplantae; Streptophyta; Magnoliopsida; Gentianales; Rubiaceae
Product: glycine-rich cell wall structural protein-like
Exons: 4
Coding region: 1-1023 (340 amino acids)
Source: RefSeq, a predicted model, not a curated record